Messenger RNA from Trichoderma reesei QM6a, 1641 nucleotides. RefSeq lists its product as uncharacterized. Lineage: Eukaryota; Fungi; Ascomycota; Sordariomycetes; Hypocreales; Hypocreaceae. The transcript has 5 exons. Bases 1 to 1641 code for a protein of 546 amino acids. Gene Ontology annotation, molecular function: oxidoreductase activity, acting on paired donors, with incorporation or reduction of molecular oxygen; monooxygenase activity; iron ion binding. The record is from RefSeq and is a predicted model, not a curated record.
AUGCGGUAUGAACUACUAUGUCUCGCAUCUGCAUCGGCGGGGAUUCUCUCCCAUCUCCUCUAUUUCAUCCGUGGGAAUAAGGCUAUCCAUGCUCCGCCGUGGAUCCUCGUCUUCUUCUUAGUUGCGGAAUGUUUUCUUUACACGCGAAGCAUUCACUAUCUAGGCGCUUUGCAAGGUUUCCUUACGGCCACUGUUAUAUCGCUCUGCUACUUCACGGCGCUCUUCACCAGCAUCAUCAUAUAUCGCAUCUUCUUCCAUCCUCUUCGUCACUUUCCAGGACCGUUCUUUGCAAAAGUCACAAAGUUUUAUUCUCCGUGGAUGGCCCGGGACGGCAAACUCCACGAAAGAUAUGCAGAGUUCUUCGAAACGUAUGGAGACAUCGUUCGAGUUGCCCCCAAUGAGCUCAUCGUGUUAUCGACAGAUGCGCAACAGAAAGUCCAUAGAGCAAGCUCACGAUGCUCAAAACAAGACACGGUCUAUGAGGUUGUACAUUAUCAAGGUUACAAAAACUUGGAGACUGUGGUAGAUCGCGAUGAGCAUCGAUCGAGACGUCAAGUUUGGGACAAAGCAUUCAACACAAAGGCCCUCGAGGCGUACGAGACCUAUGCUCGUGAGGUCGUCUACGAAUGGCUCGGCAAGAUGGCGUCUCUUCAAGGCCAGCCAGUCAACACCUCGCUGUACUCCCUCCUUAUCCCCUUCGAGAACAUGGGUCGCAUGGGCUUUUCAGACAACUUUGGCUCCAUCCAAAAGGGCAAAGAGGAUCCCAUGCUGCAUUACCUGGAGGUGACACUGGGCAGCAUCGGCAAGCUCGGCGCCAUGUACUGGCCCAUUGCUCUGCUGAAUGCCAUCGGUGGUAGCAGCGACCAUGUGGCGUUUCAGAAGCUCGCAUGUAAGAUGGUGGACAAGCGAGAAAAGAUAAUGGAUGAAGAAAAGGAAGACAUUCUGAAGUAUCUCAUCCAGGAUUACCGCUCAAAGGAACCCAAGGCCAUGCGUGACCAUAUGAUGAUAUACGCGGAAGCGCAAGCUCUCAUGGUCGCCGGGACAGAUACUAUCGGUGCAGCGUUGGCAUUCGCUUUUUACGUUUUGGCACGCGAUCCUCAAGUGCAAAAGAAACUGUAUGCAGAACUGGAGCCUCUGUACGGCCGCACGAUGUCCGGAGAAUUUGCAAACCACGACCUGGGCGAGGCAGAAGCGCCGUACCUCAACGCAAUCAUUAACGAGACGAUGCGAAUGUACAACCCUACUUGCUCAAACGGACCUCGUUCCACUCCGCCUGAAGGACUUGAGGUCGACGGAGUGUUCAUUCCGGGUAAGGUUGAUGUCUAUGUGCCGAUACAUGCUAUGCACCGAAGUGCCAAGUUCUUCAGGGAACCAAACAAAUUUAUCCCUGAACGAUGGACUACACGGCCGGAGCUGAUCAUUGACAAACGCGCGUAUCACCCCUUCCUUCUCGGCCCUCAUACUUGCGUCGGAAGAAGGAUCGCGUUGAUUGUCAUACGCCUUGUUCUAGCUUAUACAACUUGGUAUUAUGAGUUUGAGUUUGCUCCCGGUGAAGAUGGAGUGGCGAUUGACCGGGAUGCAGUGAAUGGGCAGAUUCUGAAGGCUGGUAAACUAGAAUGCGUCUUCACUCAGAGGGCUUGA